AUGAGGAUCGUUCAGCUGCUUCUGCUUACGGUUGCUCUCGUGAGCGGUGCCCACGGUGGCACAAUCCGUGCUGCGGAUGAUGAGCAAGAAGCUUGGCGGUACUUGGAAGAAAUAGAGGCAGAAAUUCUCAAUCGUCGCAAUGCUGGCACCGAAGCCGAGUGGGCCUACGAGUCGGACAUUAACGACGAAAACUUGCAGGUGAAAAACGAGGUGGCUGCUGCAAACGCCGCAUUCUUCAAAGAAGUGGCCGAUACGCUGGCCAAGUACGACUACGAAAGUUUCCAGGAUGAAGAUUUGAAACGUCGCGUUGAGAAGCUAUCCAGCCUGGGCUACGCAGCGCUGCCAGAAGAUAAAUUUGCUCGAAUGUUGGACGCGAUCAAUGCCAUGCAGGAAAACUAUGCCAAGGUGAAGGUUUGCGAUUACCAUGAUCGUACCAAGUGCGACCUGGCACUAGAGCCUGAGCUGACGGAGAUACUGGCCAACAGCCGUGACCCCGAGGAGCUAAAGUACUAUUGGCAGCAGUGGUACGAUGCGGCAGGAGCACCGACGAGGGUUGAUUUCCAAACCUAUGUCGAUCUGAACGGUGAAGCGGCAAGGCUGAACAAUUACGCAUCCGGAGCCGAGUAUUGGCUAAAGGCGUACGAGGAUGAGACCUUUGAAGAGCAGGUCGAUGCGGUGAUCGAGGAGCUGCGCCCACUGUACGAACAGAUUCAUGCAAAUGUGCGUUAUCAGCUGCGAAAGUACUACGGCGACGAGGUAGUAUCGGAGAGAGGACCCAUUCCGAUGCAUCUGCUUGGCAACAUGUGGGCGCAGGAUUGGGCUGGUGUCGCGGCCAUCACAAGCCCCUUCGCUGACCGUCAGCUGUUGGACGUGACCGAAGAGAUGGUUCGCCAGGGCUACAAUCCGAUCCAGAUGUUCGAGAUGGGCGAUGAAUUUUUCCAAUCGUUGAACAUGACAAAGCUGCCACCUACUUUCUGGGAAAAGAGUAUCCUCGUGAAGCCAGAAGAUGGCCGUGAUUUGGUGUGCCAUGCCAGUGCCUGGGAGUUUUCGAAAACGGACGACGUACGGAUCAAACAGUGCACCCGGGUGACGAUGGAUCAGUUCUUCACUGUGCACCAUGAGUUGGGCCAUGUGCAGUAUUUCUUGCAGUACCAACACUUGCCGAGUGUCUAUCGAGAUGGAGCCAAUCCCGGAUUCCAUGAGGCGGUUGGUGAUGUUCUUUCACUUUCCGUUUCCACUCCGAAGCACCUGGAGAAGAUUGGGCUGCUGAAGGACUUCGUGCAGGAUGAGGAGUCAAAGUUGAACCAGUUUUACAGUGCGGCUUUAAAUAAGCUUGUAUUUUUGCCAUUUGCCUACACGAUCGAUAAGUAUCGUUGGGGCAUCUUUCGGGGUGAUAUUAAACCGGAGGAGUACAACUGCAAAUUCUGGGAGAUGCGUUCGAAAUACUCCGGCAUUGAACCACCGGUCGUGCGCUCCGAAGCCGAUCUAGACGCUCCAGCAAAGUACCAUGUGUCUGCGGAUGUGGAAUACCUGCGGUACUUCGUAUCGUUCAUUAUUCAGUUCCAGUUCCAUCGGGCAGCAUGCGAGAAGGCGGGCGAAUACGUGAAGGACGAUCCGGAGAAAACGUUGAACGAUUGUGACAUCUACCAGAGCACGGAUGCUGGAAACCUAAUUAAAGCGAUGCUGGCGAUGGGAUCGUCGAAACCGUGGCCAGAUGCGAUGGAAGUCCUGACGGGAGAACGGCGUAUGAGUGCCGACGCCCUGAUCGAAUACUUCCAACCGCUCUACGAUUGGUUGGUGGUUGAGAACGACCGGCUGGAUGCUUAUGUAGGCUGGGAAGAAACCAAUAUGUGCGUUGGAUGA
Messenger RNA from Anopheles bellator, 1863 nucleotides. Its product is annotated as angiotensin-converting enzyme-like. Gene Ontology annotation, molecular function: peptidyl-dipeptidase activity; metallopeptidase activity. Bases 1 to 1863 code for a protein of 620 amino acids. Gene Ontology annotation, biological process: proteolysis. The transcript is spliced from 5 exons. NCBI's taxonomy places the organism in Eukaryota, Metazoa, Arthropoda, Insecta, Diptera, Culicidae. Gene Ontology annotation, cellular component: plasma membrane. The record is from RefSeq and is a predicted model, not a curated record.